GAAAUCGUGCAGGCAGGACGUGCGCCUGCUUCCCUAUAUCUUCACGUGCCGCGCGCCCGGGCGGGAACACGCCAGCUCAGGCAGGAAAACAUGGGACAAGUUCGCGAAGGUACGACUUGGCUUUCCGUGAUUUGGCGAGUGUGUAACGUUUUCAUGUCGUUGUUCUUCGCUCUCGCCACAUAUGUACAGAUCAAUGAUCCAGACGCGGGGAUGUGGAUGGUGGGUUAUGGAGUUCCUUCAGUCCUCUGUGCUUUGAUCAGCUGGAAACCUCUCGUUUCAGAACACUUGGCGUGGCGGCGCAUGGCCGAUCUUCACGUCAUGAUCUCCAGCGGCGUCGUCAUCAUGUUGGGUUGGAGAAUCCACAAAGAGCAAAUCACACAGAUCUUUCAGCAGGAGGAGGGCAGAGAAUUUUUUGGUCUGUUGUUGACGUCCAUGUGGCUUCUGCUGUGUCGACACUCUGGGAGAAGUGCAGUGGGAAAACUACGAGUCUUCACUGCGGUGGCCAUUGCUCUGUUCCCCUUCAUCACAUGGUUUUAUUACCACGUCAACAAAGAGCUGAGGUCUGAGUGGCCGUCGCACUGUAAAACAGCCAUUUAGACGCAGUCAGGGAGCUUUUUUUUUAUGACUGAAAUCCACUGUGGACAAACAGUUUGCUGCUUCAAUAAAAGUGUUUUUGUAUCAUCACAUACAA
Molecule: messenger RNA, 691 nt
Organism: Solea solea (common sole)
Lineage: Eukaryota; Metazoa; Chordata; Actinopteri; Pleuronectiformes; Soleidae
Gene: tmem220
Product: transmembrane protein 220
Exons: 6
Coding region: 91-597 (168 amino acids)
Source: RefSeq, a predicted model, not a curated record